Bombina bombina (fire-bellied toad) is the source of this 2831-nucleotide messenger RNA. RefSeq names its product anaphase promoting complex subunit 4 (gene ANAPC4). The coding region runs from base 317 to 2674 and encodes 785 amino acids. Gene Ontology annotation, cellular component: anaphase-promoting complex; nuclear periphery. Gene Ontology annotation, biological process: anaphase-promoting complex-dependent catabolic process; protein K11-linked ubiquitination; positive regulation of mitotic metaphase/anaphase transition. Lineage: Eukaryota; Metazoa; Chordata; Amphibia; Anura; Bombinatoridae. The record is from RefSeq and is a predicted model, not a curated record. Gene Ontology annotation, molecular function: protein binding. The transcript has 29 exons.
AAUAUAUAUAAAGGCGUUUGCAAAUGUGGUAGUAUUUUUCUAUAACAAUAGUCCAACAAUCUGGCGAUGGCUGUUUCCGCGGUACUGGCCGGGGAAAUGCGAGAAGAAAGUGGAGCGCAUGCGCGGUACGUAUUGAUCGUCUCACAGUUGACGGAAUGUCACUUCCGUUCGCUAGUCUGAUGAUUUUGUUGGUCUGUUAGAACAGGGUCUAAGCUGGUUCAAAGCGCUACCCGAACGCGGCCCAAGUGUAUGGGCUGCAGCUUGAAAGACACAAGAGGUAGUGUGUAAGUCAAGUGCUGAGGGCAGAAGCAAGACAAUGCCGUCCUUUCGGCAAGUUGGGGAGAAGCAGCUGCCCCAUGAAAUAAUAUUUAUGGCAUGGUCACCAAAGAGGGAUCUUAUUGCACUUGUCAACAAAGCUGGCGAGAUCCUACUGCAUCGUCUAGCAAAUAUUCAACGAGUGUGGAGUUUACCACCCAAUGAAAACACAGGAAAAGAUGUAACAUCAAUGGCAUGGAGACCUGAUGGCAAAAUACUGGCUUUUAGUCUGGCUGAUACCAAGCGAGUUGUACUUUGUGAUGUGGAAAAACCUGAAACCCUUCAUUCUUUUUCUGUGGAGACCCCAGUAUCCUGCAUGCACUGGAUGGAAGUGACAGAGGAGAACAGUGUCCUUACGUCCUUUUAUAACACAGAAGACGAAUCCAAUGUUCUGCUACCAAAGCUUCCAUCACUGCCAAAAAAUUUCAAUGCUACAGCAAAAAUUUUCAGUGAAGAAAAGUCAGAUGAAAUCUUAAAACUUCUUGGAGAUGUGAGGCUUAAUGCUCUGGUCCUUGGUGGAAAUUCUGGGCAUAUUGAAAUAUACGCUUAUGGGAUGUAUAAGAUUGCAACAAUUACAGAGGUUUUUGGCUCCUGUAUUGGUUUAUGCCUGUCUAGUGAUUUAAAAUCCCUCGCUGUUGUUACUGAGCUGUCUACUGAAUCCACACCUGAAAUUACUUAUUUCCAGUUGGAUACCAGUUUGUUGUCUGAAUACUUGUCUGAGGUAACUCGAAUGGCCAGGAAAUUUACUCACAUUUCAACUCUUCUUCAGUAUUUAAAAUUGUCCCUGAGUUGUAUGUGUGAAGCUUGGGAAGAAAUACUGUUGCAGAUGGAUUCCCGGCUUACAAAGUUUGUGCAGGAAAAAAAUACGACGACAUCUGUACAGGACGAGUUUAUGCAGCUUCUGAUCUGGGGAAAAGCAAGUCCUGAACUUCAAGCCUUACUGAUGAAUCAGCUAACCGUUAAAGGAUUGAAGAAACUUGGACAAUCCAUUGAGUCCUCAUACUCCAGUAUACAAAAACUUGUCAUAAGUCACUUACAAAGUGGCUCUGAAGCCUUGUUGUACCAUCUGAGUGAAUUGAAAGGAAUGGCGUUAUGGAAACAGAAAUAUGAGCCUCUUGGACUUAACGCUAAAGCAAUUGAAGAUGCUAUAACUGCUGUCGGUUCCUUUAUCCUGAAAGCUAAUGAGCUCCUCCAGGUUAUAGAUAGUAGCAUGAAAAACUUCAAGGCAUUCUUUCGAUGGCUGUAUGUUGCUAUGCUGAGAAUGUCAGAGGAUCAUGUGCUUCCUGAGCUAAACAAGAUGACUCAGAAGGAUAUAACAUUUGUGGCAGAUUUUCUAACCGAACACUUUAAUGAGGCACCAGAACUGUACAACCAAAAAGGAAAGUAUUUCAAUGUUGAAAGAGUUGGUCAGUAUUUAAAAGAUGAAGAUGAAAUCUUGAUGUCACCACCUAAUACAGAGGGAAACCAGUGGUUUAACUUCCUUCAAAGCAGCACUCAUCUGAAAGACAGUCCACUACUGUUUCCUUAUUAUCCUGAAAAGUCUUUGCACUUCAUGAAGCGACAAAUGGAAGGAAUGAUUGACUUAUGUUUGGAAAAACCAGCAGAUAUCAUAGGACAGUCAGUGCAACAAAAACGGUGUCUUACUUUAUAUCACGCAUCUAAAAGUGAAGAAUCCUGUCCAAGGCUGAUUUCACUGCCUUUCCUAUGGAAUGAUAAGUCCCAAAAUCUACACUAUGUAAUGUUUAACAUGUUGGACAGUUCACCUUCCAAAGUCUUCAUUUUAAGGCAGCCAACAGAUUUGUCAUGGUCUACAAAUAAUGGCAUUCGUGCUGUUGAAUUCGCAAACUCAAAUUGCAGCACUAUAGAAAAUCAAGAAACAAGUUGGUACAGCUGCCUGGAUGCCCAUUUCUAUGAAGAUGAUAUUGUCACCAUAGUACUAAAGGAGAAUUCUGAACAGGAGGGGAAAGAUCGGAUUUUGGCCCAGCUGCCAUUGUCACUGGCAUUUUGUGAUGAACAAGAAAAUCAAUUCAGCUGGGAUGCUAGUAAAAGCCUAGAAGAGCAGUGCAGAGACAUACCCACACGUACUGUUUAUUUGGAGAGCCAGUGGAGGGUGCUUGAAAACAUGAAAGCACAUUACGUCUCUGUGAACGGAAUACGCAAAGUAGCCUGUGUGCUGAGUUCCAACCUACGACAUAUUAGAGUGUUUGAGAUGGAUGAAGAUGAUGCAGAAAAUGAGGAGGAAGAAGAGGAUGAGUCGCAAUCCCAGGAUGUGACAGCGGAAGAUGAAGAACUAAAUCAUUCUAUAGCUGAUGUGCAAACAAGUUCAGCUGAUGUGACAGAGGAAAGUUUAGACUCCUGAUAUAUUUAUGAAAGGUGGAGAAAAAAAGUGUUCUAGCAACAACUCUGUAAAAUUGUAAUUAAACAUUAUAUUAAUGUUCAAUUCACUGAGCUUUGAUUUAUAAGAAAUAACCAGUUUAGAAAAUGGAGCUGAUAUUCUGCAAAUAAACGUUCUAGUU